UGCACCGUUAGGAGGGUGGCAGAGACAGCACUAGGUUUCAAGCAUCGACCUUUGCUACAACCAGUAGUCUCAGUGGUGAUACUUGACCCCUACAACGUGAGAAGUUGACUCGGAUUGAUGUUCUGCAAUCUAGCCACAAAAGUAUCUGCCUCUUCAAUAUAUCAUUUUAUUCGAGGGAAUUAGGCGUUUCCGCAAGAUUAGUUGCCUUUAUUCGACCUUUUCAAAAGUGAUUCCUUGUAUGGAUUGCGAAUUCGGGCGAGAACAACUCGCUGCAAAAACAAUGCACAAAAUGACGAGGGAAAUAAACAUGGAUGCGCUCCAUGCUGCGUCAACGAAACGAAUCAGCGAAUUUGCCAUGGAACAUCUCAAAGACGCGUCGCUCAGCUCAUGGCUUUCAAUCAUCGUAUUAUUGUUCACGGCAUAUUGGCUCCUCUUGAUAGGAUAUCGCCUGACCUUACAUCCAUAUGCAAAGUAUCCUGGCCCUAAGGUUGCUGCAAUCUCAGAAUUAUGGCUAAGAGGUCGCUGGCCAUGGGCAGUCGAGAAGGCUUUUGAAAAAUAUGGAGAUGUCGUACGAAUUGCACCUAAUGAGAUCGCCAUAUUCGGGUACAAGGCAAUAGUCGACGUUUUGAUGCCUGGCAAGACAAACGAUGCGCAGGCAUUUUUGAAGACCGAAGAGCUGGGAGCUCUUGCAGGAAAGCACAAAGGUUUCGCUGCUGAUACGGACCCAAAGAUUCAUCGUCAUGUGAGAAAGGCCAUGGAACCAAGCUUCAACAUGAAUGCGAUUAAACGUUGGCAAGAGCCGCUCUUCCACAAGCAUUACGACCGAUUCGUUCGCAAGGUCGAAGAGGCUUGCCGAAACGGUCCUAUCAACUUAACAGAGUGGAAUGAGUGGCUCAGCAUGGAUCUUGCCGGCGACUUGACAUUUGGACAUGACUAUGGCAACAUAGCAAACGGUGAAGCCGGAGAGUUCCUGGAAACGUUCUCCAAGUUGAGUUUCUGGGGCACCGUGAACCAGGUUUUUGCACGCUUUCCCCUUCUUUACCCGUUCGUGUUGCUUGCCUUGAGUCCUAGCUUAGCGACAGUGGCGCCAAAACUCCAGCAUAUCAAUAGUAGGUACAUCGAUGAUCGAACUCGGACCAGCGAUUCUCUUGAACACGAAGACUUCAUGUCUUCUCUCAUCAGAGACGGCGAAGAACCGCCUGGAGUCGACUUUCUUGUUGCUCAAAGCAUGAACGUGGUCAUAGGCAACGCUGAAGCCACUUCCAACAUGUUUACGGUAUCGGUACAUUUUCUUGGCAUGCAUCGAGACAAACUCGAGAAGUUGAAGACCGAUAUUCGUGGUCGCUUUGCUUCCUACGAGGAAAUCAAAUCCGAUAACGUGCAAAACAUUACGUGGCUCAAUGCUGUCAUCAACGAGGGUCUUCGACUAGCUACUCAGGGCACUUCAGGUCUACCUCGCAUCAGUCCUGGAGGCUUCGUUGAUGGCCACUACAUACCUAAAGGGUACCGCGUUCAAACGAGCUUCUGGGCAGUUUUCCACUCAAAGCGUUACUUUGCGGAACCGCGAGAAUUCCACCCCGAGAGAUGGCUUCCAAAAGACCAUCCAGAUUAUGACAAGACAUUUGAGAAUGAUAAGCUGUCUGUAUUCCAGCCUUUCAGCAUUGGUACGCGAGGCUGCAUCGGUCGCAAAACAGGACUCUUGCAGGCGCAGCUGAUGAUCUCCAAGAUGGUUUGGGCCCUGGAUUGGGAGCAUAUGAAUCAACACGAGAUGGACUGGGAAUGGAAUCUGAGAAGAUACGCUAUGAAUCAGUUGCCCCAGGUGGUUGUUCGUUUCCGAAAGCGAUCUACAUAG
Messenger RNA from Colletotrichum godetiae, 1852 nucleotides. RefSeq names its product cytochrome P450. The transcript is spliced from 7 exons. The coding region runs from base 239 to 1852 and encodes 537 amino acids. The record is from RefSeq and is a predicted model, not a curated record. Gene Ontology annotation, molecular function: heme binding; oxidoreductase activity, acting on paired donors, with incorporation or reduction of molecular oxygen; iron ion binding. Lineage: Eukaryota; Fungi; Ascomycota; Sordariomycetes; Glomerellales; Glomerellaceae.